AUGGCCGAGCAUCCGCCGAUCGAGGCCAUGCAAGUCAGCCAAGAGACCAACUCGAAGCGGCGGCACGCAUUAUCCUCGAUGUCAGAAUCUGGGCGCCCCGUUAAGUGCGCGCGCAUAUCUACAGUACUGCUCGAGACACCAUUACUAGAGGAUUUGUCGGACGCUCAGACGUUAGAAGAGGACGUAUCCGUCACGCCCCAGCUGAAGAUCGAGGCUAAUCUUAACCCUAAACGACCACGGUCGCUUCGUCCUAAGAAGGAGCAAGCCCCCUCGAAGCUGAAACUCAUGAUCCUUGAAAAACCGGUAUACGAGGCAAGCCUAGGGAACAACGUGAAGGAAAACGAGGCCGAGGAAGAACGGCUACGACAAGCAGUUGAACCGACACAAUGGCGGACUAAACGACUAGCGCGCGCUAGACUGGUCCCGACGAUGACGGCCACCAUCUCUGGCGAAUACAUCCCGCGCGUGAGGCAGCCGAAGCCUCCGAGACACCCGACAGAUAGUACGUCCCCGAGCAGCUCCGUCACGUCCGGCCCCCUCGCCUGCUCAGUAUCCGCCGCGUCGGCCGGCACCGACGACUUCGUCGAGGUCAAUUCGCGAAGCCGCAGCAGGAAGGUGGAUUACGUGUUGGCGAUCGACUGUGCCGCGACCACGUAG
Molecule: messenger RNA, 657 nt
Organism: Emericellopsis atlantica
Lineage: Eukaryota; Fungi; Ascomycota; Sordariomycetes; Hypocreales; Bionectriaceae
Exons: 3
Coding region: 1-657 (218 amino acids)
Source: RefSeq, a predicted model, not a curated record